Micropterus dolomieu (smallmouth bass) is the source of this 7792-nucleotide messenger RNA. It is a transcript of the gene polr2a, whose product is annotated as RNA polymerase II subunit A. Lineage: Eukaryota; Metazoa; Chordata; Actinopteri; Centrarchiformes; Centrarchidae. Bases 661 to 6561 code for a protein of 1966 amino acids. Gene Ontology annotation, biological process: transcription by RNA polymerase II. Gene Ontology annotation, cellular component: RNA polymerase II, core complex. The transcript is spliced from 29 exons. The record is from RefSeq and is a predicted model, not a curated record. Gene Ontology annotation, molecular function: DNA binding.
UCUAAGAGGGUGCAUUUCUUCAUAGCCAUUGGUCCUCUCUUUACUACUACUCAAUAUUAACAGCAAAACGGGCGAAUCGGGAGGAUUUAAAUUGAAUAUUCAUAUAUUGCAUGUAAAACAGUCUCCGCACCGCCUACUGUUUUUUAAUAAAGCCAAUCAGGAUGAGUUUAGAUUCAAUCAACGCCCGCCUUUAGUUUUGAUUUGUUAAAAAAAAUAAACGCGCUCUCUGAUUGGCUGUACGUGUGAUAAAAUUAAGUAUUCGCGUAACUGUCUUGAAUGGCCAAUGAGCGUUUUACUACGGCGAUCCAUGUCCCACCUCCCGAAGAGGCAGUCCCUGUGUUAGUGAGUGUGAAACCCCGUAGUAUGCAGUCGGUCUAUAAAGGCAAGCGUUGAGCAGCUUCAUGCUCAGAAGCGCUCAGAGCGCUCCACAGUGUAGAUCAGGAAAAGGGAAGGGAGCAGUCGGUGGCCAUCUUACUUAGGACCAAAAUACAAAUAAUUAGGCUAUAAAGGCAACCGACAGCAGAGGUCCCUGGGAUAUCGCCUUCGGAGACUUUCCGGUCACCGUUGGCGGCCUGACCAGAGUCGUGGUGACAAUUUAAAGCCUGUUCCUGCUCACAAAGCGGCGUGCCGAGGAAGGACGCGUCUCUUUGAAUAGACAGGAUGCACGGACCGCCCUCCGGCGACAGCGCAUGCCCAUUGCGCACGAUCAAGAGAGUUCAAUUCGGCAUCAUCAGCCCAGAUGAACUUAAACGGAUGUCCGUUACAGAAGGGGGAAUCAAAUACCCCGAAACAACAGAAGGAGGACGUCCUAAACUUGGUGGCCUUAUGGACCCAAGACAAGGGGUCAUAGAACGAACUGGAAGAUGUCAGACAUGUGCAGGCAACAUGACAGAAUGCCCUGGCCACUUUGGACACAUAGAACUGGCAAAGCCAGUUUUCCACGUUGGCUUUGUGACAAAGAUAAUGAAGGUUCUUCGAUGUGUCUGCUUCUUUUGCUCUAAGCUAUUAGUGGACUCGAACAAUCCAAAGAUCAAAGACAUCCUGAUAAAAUCUAAAGGGCAGCCCAGGAAGCGUUUGACACACGUGUACGAGUUGUGCAAAGGAAAAAACAUCUGUGAAGGAGGCGAGGAGAUGGACAACAAAUUUGGAAUGGAGCAGCAGGAGACUGAGGAGGACAUUACCAAGGAGAAGGGCCACGGUGGCUGUGGGCGCUACCAGCCACGCAUCAGACGCUCUGGCUUGGAACUGUAUGCCGAGUGGAAGCACGUUAAUGAGGAUUCGCAGGAGAAGAAAAUCCUGCUGAGUCCAGAGCGUGUGCAUGAGAUCUUCAAACGCAUCUCGGAUGAAGAGGACAUCAUCUUGGGCAUGGACCCCAAGUUUGCCCGACCAGAAUGGAUGAUUGUUACUGUGUUGCCCGUGCCUCCGCUGGCUGUCAGGCCUGCUGUAGUCAUGCAGGGCUCUGCCCGUAACCAGGAUGACUUGACGCACAAGCUGGCUGACAUUGUCAAAAUCAACAACCAGCUGAGGAGAAACGAGCAGAGUGGUGCGGCAGCUCACGUCAUAGCUGAGGAUGUCAAGCUGCUUCAGUUUCAUGUAGCCACCAUGGUGGACAACGAAUUGCCAGGCCUGCCAAGGGCAAUGCAAAAGUCCGGCCGCCCUCUCAAAUCCAUAAAGCAGCGUCUAAAGGGGAAGGAGGGGCGAGUCCGAGGUAACCUGAUGGGCAAGCGUGUGGACUUCUCCGCCCGAACUGUCAUCACCCCAGACCCCAACCUGCAAAUCGACCAAGUGGGCGUACCACGAUCCAUCGCAGCCAACAUGACCUUCCCAGAAAUUGUCACACCCUUUAACAUUGACAGAUUACAAGAGCUGGUGCGGAGAGGCAACAGCCAGUACCCAGGCGCCAAAUACAUCAUCCGUGACAAUGGAGACAGAAUUGACCUGCGAUUCCACCCAAAACCAAGUGACCUUCAUCUGCAGAUUGGCUACAAGGUGGAAAGACACAUGUGUGACGGCGACAUCGUCAUCUUCAACCGACAGCCUACACUACAUAAAAUGUCCAUGAUGGGGCACAGAGUUCGGAUUCUGCCGUGGUCCACAUUUCGACUUAACCUCAGUGUCACCACCCCAUACAACGCUGACUUUGACGGGGAUGAGAUGAACCUCCACCUGCCUCAGUCCCUCGAGACGAGGGCAGAGAUUCAGGAGCUGGCCAUGGUUCCGCGUAUGAUCGUCACACCCCAGUCCAACAGGCCCGUCAUGGGUAUUGUGCAGGACACCCUCACAGCUGUCCGCAAAUUCACCAAAAGAGAUGUCUUCUUAGAGAGAGGUGAAGUGAUGAACCUCCUCAUGUUCCUCUCCACUUGGGACGGGAAGGUGCCUCAGCCAGCCAUCCUCAAGCCCCGCCCUCUGUGGACAGGCAAGCAGAUCUUCAGCCUAAUCAUUCCUGGACAUAUUAAUGUGAUCCGCACACACAGCACCCACCCUGACGAUGAAGACAGUGGCCCUUACAAACACAUCUCCCCUGGGGACACCAAGGUCAUAGUGGAGAACGGUGAGUUGAUCAUGGGCAUCCUGUGUAAGAAAUCUCUGGGAACCUCAGCCGGCUCCCUCGUCCACAUCUCCUACCUGGAGAUGGGCCACGACAUCACCCGACUUUUCUACUCCAACAUUCAGACUGUGGUCAACAACUGGCUGCUCAUCGAGGGUCAUUCCAUUGGUAUCGGUGACUCCAUUGCUGAUGCCAAGACCUACCUUGACAUCCAGAAUACCAUCAAGAAAGCCAAACAGGAUGUGAUAGAAGUCAUUGAGAAGGCCCACAACAACGAGCUGGAGCCGACCCCUGGUAACACACUGAGGCAGACCUUUGAGAACCAGGUGAAUCGUAUCCUCAACGACGCUCGUGACAAAACGGGAUCCUCAGCCCAGAAGUCUCUGUCUGAGUACAACAACUUCAAGUCCAUGGUGGUGGCAGGUUCCAAGGGCUCAAAGAUUAACAUCUCGCAGGUUAUUGCUGUGGUGGGGCAGCAGAACGUGGAGGGUAAACGAAUCCCCUUCGGCUUCAAACACCGCACGCUGCCUCACUUCAUUAAGGAUGACUACGGCCCUGAGAGCAGAGGCUUCGUGGAGAACUCCUACCUGGCUGGCCUAACUCCAACAGAGUUCUUCUUCCACGCCAUGGGAGGCAGAGAGGGUCUGAUCGACACAGCUGUCAAGACUGCUGAGACUGGUUACAUCCAGCGUCGUCUGAUCAAGUCCAUGGAGUCUGUGAUGGUGAAGUACGACGGCACGGUGCGUAACUCCAUCAACCAGGUGGUCCAGCUGCGUUAUGGUGAGGACGGCCUGGCAGGAGAGAACGUCGAGUUCCAAAACGUGGCAACUCUCAAACCCUCACACAAGGCCUUUGAAAAGAAGUUUAAGUUUGAUUGCACCAACGAGCGAGCGCUGAGGCGGAUGCUGCAGGAGGACGUAGUAAAAGAUGUGCUGACCAAUGCCCAUGUGCAGAGUGCCUUGGAGAGGGAGUUUGAGAAGAUGAAGGAGGACAGGGAUGUCCUCCGAGCCAUUUUCCCCACUGGGGACAGUAAGGUGGUGCUGCCCUGCAACUUGGCCAGGAUGAUCUGGAACGCCCAGAAGAUCUUCCGCAUCAACACUCGCACCCCGACGGACCUCAAUCCUCUUAGGGUGGUCGAUGGUGUUCACGAGCUGAGCAAAAAGCUGGUGAUUGUGAACGGUGACGACCCGCUUAGCAGACAGGCCCAGCAGAACGCCACUCUGCUCUUCAACAUCCACCUGCGCUCCACACUCUGCUCCAAACGCAUGACGGAGGAGUUCCGCCUUUCCACCGAGGCUUUCGACUGGCUGCUAGGAGAGAUCGAGACCAAAUUCAAUCAGUCCAUUGCCCACCCGGGUGAAAUGGUUGGCGCUCUGGCUGCUCAGUCGCUGGGAGAGCCAGCCACCCAGAUGACCCUCAACACUUUCCACUACGCCGGUGUGUCGGCCAAGAACGUAACACUGGGUGUGCCUCGUCUAAAGGAGUUGAUCAACAUCUCCAAGAGGCCCAAAACGCCCUCGCUGACUGUUUUCCUGCUGGGCCAGGCGGCACGUGACGCUGAGAGGGCCAAGGACAUCCUCUGUCGACUGGAGCACACCACACUGCGAAAGGUGACGGCCAACACCGCCAUCUACUACGACCCCAACCCCCAGAACACUGUGGUGGCCGAGGACCAGGAGUGGGUGAACGUCUACUAUGAGAUGCCCGACUUCGAUGUGACGCGCAUUUCACCGUGGCUGCUGCGCAUCGAGCUCGACCGCAAGCACAUGACUGAUCGCAAGCUGACUAUGGAGCAGAUUGCAGAGAAGAUCAAUGCAGGUUUUGGAGAUGACCUGAACUGUAUUUUCAAUGACGACAACGCUGAGAAGCUCGUCCUGCGAAUCAGGAUCAUGAACAGCGACGAGAACAAGUUCCAAGAGGAUGAGGAGGUGGUGGACAAAAUGGAUGACGACGUGUUCUUGAGGUGCAUCGAGUCCAACAUGCUGACAGACAUGACCCUACAAGGCAUCGAGCAGAUCAGCAAGGUGUACAUGCACUUGCCCCAGACUGACAAUAAGAAGAAGAUAAUCAUCACAGAGGAUGGUGAGUUCAAGGCUCUGCAGGAGUGGAUCCUUGAGACGGAUGGCGUGAGCCUCAUGAGGGUCCUCAGCGAGAAGGACGUCGACCCCGUCAGGACCACGUCCAAUGACAUUGUGGAGAUCUUCACGGUCUUGGGAAUUGAGGCUGUGCGAAAGGCUCUGGAGAGGGAGUUGUACCACGUCAUCUCCUUCGACGGUUCCUACGUCAACUACCGUCACUUGGCUCUGCUCUGUGACACCAUGACAUGCCGCGGUCACCUGAUGGCCAUCACACGUCACGGCAUCAACCGUCAAGACACGGGACCUCUCAUGAAGUGUUCCUUUGAGGAGACGGUGGAUGUGUUGAUGGAGGCGUCCUCCCACGGUGAGAGUGACCCCAUGAAGGGUGUGUCCGAGAACAUCAUGCUCGGCCAGCUCGCCCCGGCUGGUACGGGAUGCUUUGACCUGCUGUUGGAUGCUGAGAAGUGUAAAUACGGCAUGGAGAUCCCUACAAAUAUACCUGGCAUCAGCGUGGCUGGACCCACUGGCAUGUUCUUUGGCACUGUGCCGAGUCCCAUGAGUGGUAUGUCACCUGCCAUGACUCCAUGGAACACGGGAGCAACACCGGCCUACGGUGCCUGGUCCCCCAGUGUUGGAAGCGGCAUGACCCCUGGAGCAGCAGGUUUCUCUCCCAGUGCAGCAUCAGACGCAAGUGGCUUCUCUCCAGGCUACUCCCCGGCCUGGUCUCCCACUCCUGGAUCUCCAGGAUCUCCAGGACCUGCCAGCCCGUACAUCCCAUCUCCAGGUGGAGCCAUGUCGCCCAAUUACUCACCCACCUCCCCGGCCUACGAGCCCCGCUCCCCCGGAGGCUACACCCCACAGAGCCCCGGCUACUCCCCAACAUCACCCUCCUACUCUCCCACUUCUCCCUCUUACUCCCCCACCAGCCCCAACUACAGCCCGACAUCUCCUUCCUACUCACCCACCUCGCCCAGUUACUCCCCAACCUCCCCGUCCUAUUCCCCAACGUCUCCAUCUUACUCCCCGACCUCCCCCUCCUACUCCCCCACCUCUCCGUCCUACUCCCCCACAUCCCCCUCCUACUCUCCCACCUCACCGAGCUACAGCCCGACAUCGCCGAGCUACAGCCCGACGUCGCCGAGCUACAGCCCGACGUCGCCCAGCUAUUCCCCCACCUCCCCCUCUUACUCCCCCACCUCCCCCUCUUACUCCCCCACCUCCCCGUCCUACUCCCCCACCUCUCCUUCUUACUCGCCAACCAGCCCGAGCUACAGCCCCACAUCACCAAACUACACGCCCACCUCGCCCAGUUACUCCCCGACCUCUCCCUCCUACUCCCCUACAUCACCCUCUUACUCCCCAACCUCCCCCAACUACACCCCGACCAGCCCCAACUACUCCCCCACUUCUCCCUCGUACUCCCCCACCUCUCCAUCUUACUCGCCCUCCAGUCCACGUUACACCCCACAGUCGCCAACCUACACGCCCAGUUCCCCCUCAUACAGCCCCAGCUCCCCCUCCUACUCCCCCACCUCCCCCAAAUACACCCCAACCUCACCAUCAUACAGCCCAAGCUCCCCGGAGUACACCCCCACCUCUCCCAAAUACUCCCCCACCUCUCCAAAGUACUCCCCUACAUCGCCGAAGUACUCGCCCACCUCUCCCACCUACUCCCCGACGACUCCAAAAUACAGCCCCACCUCUCCUACCUACUCUCCCACCUCCCCCACCUACACUCCCACCAGCCCCAAAUACUCCCCUACCUCCCCUACUUACUCCCCAACUUCACCCAAGUACUCGCCCACGUCUCCUACGUACUCGCCAACUAGUCCUAAAGGCUCCACGUACAGCCCCACCUCCCCUGGAUACAGCCCCACCUCUCCCACCUACAGCCCGGCCAUCAGCCCAGACGACAGCGAUGAGGAGAACAACUGAUGAGCCGCAGAGGAGAAGGGGAGGCAGCUGAAGAGACCCCGUCACCUCAUGGUGGACACCCGAAGGACAGCACCCUUUUACCAGUUGGAAAUCUCUCCUUUGGGACUUCUGUUAUGCUCCAGUCUUGACCAUCUGAGGCCCCCCUUUACCACAAGAAAUUGAAAGACUUGAACUGCUUUGCCUGAAGGAAAAAAAGGCUGCCUUUUGAAAUAGUUUUUUUUAAUUUUCACAUGGGGUGUUGGCAAAACUGCAAAUCCUGAGAGGGAAUUAAAAGGAGAGGAAGAUGUGGUGAACACGUAACAGGGAGAAAUGUCCCUUUUUAACUUUAUAGUGUACUGCAUCCAGUCUCUCUCUCAUUCUCUAAACAUUGGGUGUGUAGUUGUGGAGAACGUACAUAUUGCCAAAAGCCUUUUGAAAAGUGGAUUGUAUUCAUCACUUAAGCAGAAGCUCUAAAGAAAAUCAAGGAUGUAAGGUUUAGACUUUGUUUACUGCAUAUUUCACCGAGGUGUAUCUUGUUAGACCUUUUGCUGCUUUUGUAAAAGUAUACUUGCUGCCAGUUUUGGGGGCAUUUUGUGGAUCAAAGAUGGAGCUUUAGGUGUUUGAUAUAUAUUAAAAUGGCUGGGUCCGAUUAUCUACAGAAGGUUGGAUGAUCAGCAGGAAUACAUGAUAGGAGAGAGAAACUGGCUUGCAGGGGGGGGGGAUUUGCUCUUGAACAUCAUCGACUACAUAGGUGUAUGUACCCAUCGCCUCCCCUCUUCCUCUUUCACACCCCAAAGACAAAACCUGAAAGAUGUCAUGAAAACACCCACCAGCAUCCUCUUGUCCUCCUGACCAUUUUGGAGAGUUGUGCAUCGAGACAAAAAAAAAACUUUUCCAGAUAAUAUUCUUCCCUUGACUCUGGGAAUUUAAAGAUUUAUAUGAAAGAAAUAAUCAGAAUGAAUAUUCUGUCUUUAAUUUUGAUUCUAGGAGGAAAUGGGGCACACGUGGACGAGGGAUACUAGUUUGGCGUUGCUGCUUUUGUCAUUGUUUGCAUGAGUAGCACAUGUUAAUACAUUUUAAUCAAGCUUUAGGUUGAAAUUAUUUUCAAAUCCCUCCCACUUGCUAAUCUUCGUCCCAUUUUCUGAUAGCUGACAUUUACACAGGUUUAUUUGGACUAUUCAAUUUAUUUAAGAAAAGUUAACUACUAUUCUGUGUGAAUAUGAAUAGAGGAGAAAUAAGAAUUUAAAAAACG